UUAAACACUUAACAUCGGUAUUAUCGGAGCUCCCUCAUUAGGGGCUCAGUGGCUCACUCACCCAUCUUGCUUCUUCUUCGAUAUCAUCGAUUCACAACACACCAAACAAACAAACUACUACAAAUUUCAACCAUUUUAUUUACAUCACCAACUUUAAAUCAAAUUCAACCACUACCCUUUUCUUCAUUCAUUAAAUUCUGCAAGAAUUUCAGAAGAAUUUCAAAAUGGCGAUCUCAAUGUCAGCUUCUUCUUCUUCUCUGAAUUCAGCUAUUUCUGAAACACCCACCUCUAAUUUUCAGAAUUAUCAUCAUUCUACUUCCAAAGUAUCCUUCUCCUUCACUCCCAAGCCCAAGCCUGGCCUCAUUUCCAAGACUCUUUCAAACCGCAUUGUUGCCGUUAAAGCCCAAUUAAAUGAGGUUACCUUGGGUGGUUCUAACAAUGCUCCACCUACACCACAAGCAAAAUCUGGACCAGCAGCUCAAGAAACGAAGAAUGAUGAGCUGCCAAGGGAAACUUCCCCUACUGUGUCAGCUUCAGAAGAAUCAGUUUCUGACUUUUUAAGCCAAGUUGCCAGUCUUGUCAAGCUUGUGGAUUCUAGAGACAUCGCAGAGUUGCAAUUGAAACAAUUUGACUGUGAGAUAUUGAUCCGUAAAAAGGAGGCUAUUCCACAAUCACAAAGUCCUAACCCUACACAUAUGGUUACAGCGCAACCGCCUCCUCCUGUAGCACCUUCCCCAGCUCCUGUCUCCUCGACACCUACCCCUGCUUUACCAGCCCCGGUUCCUGCUGCCAAGUCAGCUAAGCCAUCACUUCCACCUCUUAAGAGCCCUAUGUCAGGCACAUUCUAUCGUAGUCCAGCUCCUGGUGAGCCGCCAUUUGUGAAGGUUGGAGAUAAAGUUCAGAAAGGACAAAUCAUAUGCAUUAUUGAGGCCAUGAAGUUGAUGAAUGAAAUUGAGGCUGAUCAAUCUGGAACUGUGGUUGAAAUACUUGCUGAAGAUGGUAAACCCGUCAGCCUUGAUACGCCUCUACAUGUAAUUCAGCCUUAAAGAGUCACCGGUUGCUUGAGCUCCAUCGUUUGUAUUACAAUGAUUUUCUGUCAUAUAUCGACCUCGUUAAUAUGUACUAUUAUUAUUAGUUUGUGUUGCAGCUGGUUUAUUGCAAAUUAAAUGAUUAAUAGGUGGAUAGAAAGAUAAUAAUAUUUUUUUUAGAUUUAGUCUCUCUUUUUCUCCGUUUGAUUGGAAAAUUGGGGGUGGGGGUAUUUGGGAAGACUUGUAAUUCUAUAUAUGUGAAAUUGUGAAUGAUGUUAUCCAUUAUGAAAUAAACUUUGAUUUCUAUUUUAGCAAGUAA
Messenger RNA from Chenopodium quinoa (quinoa), 1347 nucleotides. RefSeq names its product biotin carboxyl carrier protein of acetyl-CoA carboxylase, chloroplastic-like. Bases 225 to 1046 code for a protein of 273 amino acids. The record is from RefSeq and is a predicted model, not a curated record. The transcript has 7 exons. Gene Ontology annotation, biological process: fatty acid biosynthetic process. Gene Ontology annotation, cellular component: acetyl-CoA carboxylase complex. Gene Ontology annotation, molecular function: acetyl-CoA carboxylase activity. NCBI's taxonomy places the organism in Eukaryota, Viridiplantae, Streptophyta, Magnoliopsida, Caryophyllales, Amaranthaceae.